AUGCCGCUGACUGUCCUCAUCACCGGGGCCACCGGAAAACAAGGCGGCAGCGUGAUACAAGCACUUCUCGAUCAAAAUGCCGACUUUGAAAUAUUGGCCGUAACUCGAGAUACUUCCUCCAACAGUGCCCAGAGACUUCAAAGCAAGUCCUCGAAUAUCAAACUUGUUCAAGGCAAUCUCGACCAGGCAGAGGAUAUUUUCAUAUGUGCUCAGAGGGUUGCAUCGAGCCCUAUCUGGGGCGUUUUCAGUGUUCAGGUUCCUGUUCCGGGUGGAUCAAACCAUGAUGCAGAGGAGAAACAGGGUAAAGGGCUGAUUGACGCUGCUCUUAAACACAACGUCAAGUUUUUCUUAUACUCAUCCGUCGAUCGAGGUGGCGAAUCCUCGUUUGAGAGCCCUACGCCGAUUCCACACUUUAUCAGCAAGCACAAUAUCGAGCACUACCUUGUUCGAAGGGCAAAAAGCUCCGGCAUGGAUUGGACGAUUCUACGCCCAGUGGCAUUUAUGGAAAACUUCACCCCAGACUUUUUCGGCAAGGUUUUCACGACAUCGUGGAAAAUCGCUGUCAAAGAUAAGCCUUUGCAGUUAAUCUCAACUAGAGAUAUUGGGUUCUUUGGCGCGAAGGCUUUUCUCUCCCCGGACCAUUACAAGGGAAAGACCUUGUCGCUUGCAGGUGAUGAGCUCACUUUUAAUCAAAUGACUGAGAUUUUCAAUUCCAAAACCGGAAAGAAUGUACCGAUGACUUUUGAAUUUGUUAGCAAGAUUCUCAUGUCGAUGAUGAAAGAUCUAGGCUACAUGUUCCAAUGGUUCUACGAUGUUGGAUAUGGUGCGGACAUCUCUGCGCUGAAAAAAACGAAUCCUCACCUGAAAGAUUUCAAGACAUGGCUGGAGGAAGAGAGUGGAUUUGACACUAAAUAG
Penicillium manginii is the source of this 915-nucleotide messenger RNA. RefSeq names its product NmrA/HSCARG family protein. The coding region runs from base 1 to 915 and encodes 304 amino acids. The record is from RefSeq and is a predicted model, not a curated record. The transcript is spliced from 2 exons. NCBI's taxonomy places the organism in Eukaryota, Fungi, Ascomycota, Eurotiomycetes, Eurotiales, Aspergillaceae.